Ricinus communis (castor bean) is the source of this 949-nucleotide messenger RNA. RefSeq lists its product as uncharacterized. The transcript has 3 exons. The record is from RefSeq and is a predicted model, not a curated record. NCBI's taxonomy places the organism in Eukaryota, Viridiplantae, Streptophyta, Magnoliopsida, Malpighiales, Euphorbiaceae. The coding region runs from base 47 to 697 and encodes 216 amino acids.
CGUAGAUAUCCUAAACAAACAUUCACAAAUAUUUCUAAUCAAGAGAAUGAUGAAAGAAAUUCUGAAAGCUGCUCUUGCCUACUUUGAAAUUGGCAGCCAUGAAUUUAGGACUGCUACAUUACGCUUUCUCCAAAUGCUAGACCAGUGUACGGAUGGCACCAUAGGCCAAUUUGAUGAGUUCCUGAGAGAAAGGGGUCAUGAGCCUCUGUCACCAAGCAUCCUUAAGGCGCUAGGCAAGAAGCCUGAUGACCAUAUUGGGUUCAACGAUUUCUUGAUUUUGAUGUAUAUUGUUAAGACCAGGAGGCCAUGCUGUGAUCUUUGUCAAACAUUUCUCCAAGGUCUGUAUUUCACUUGUGCUAUAUGCUUUGAGACAGAGGAAAAACCCUUCAAUUUAUGCUUAAGCUGCAUAAGCAAGCAAAAGAAUUGUCUUCACGGCCAUGGUUUGUUGGUUGACAAUUUUGCUAUGCUCCACUCUAAAUCCAAAGCUCUUAAACUCCAGCUGGAGAAAAAACCUCUGCAACGACGGGUUCCAAUGAUAACCAACCAUCCUCCAACUUCGCAGGAGAUUCAGCUCCAUGAUUUAUUCCAACAUUUGGAAGAUAGUUAUGUUUCGAAAGAAACACACAUCAAACCAGUCCUUUUUGGCUCUUCUGAUUCCUCCGGAGAUAACACAAGCAAAGUGUGCAACAUUGGUUGAAAAGGGUCGUGGUUAGCUUGGACCAGAGCCACCAUUGCAGUGGUGGUCGCCGUUAUCUAGAGUUCUGUGUGCUCAAAUUAUGUUCUAUUGUAAUAUAAAUAAAAACGGAACAUGGUGUGUUGGAUUGUCAUGUACGCAUGGCUAAAUCUGUAGCUUUUUUUCCUUUCCUGCAUAAUGUGUGUCUGAUCCUCUUGAAUGGGAUGUUAUUUAUAUGCUAUAAAUGAAAGACUCGUGUUGUGAUGUUUGCUCAAA